GAAGGGGGCGUGGUUAACACAAGGGGGCGUGGCCUGGUGCCUUCCGGGUCGGGACCGGCCGAGCGGAGCCGAACCGGGACGGGCCGGGCCCAGCGGGACCGGGACCAGCCGAACUCACCGGGCAGAGCAGCGCGAACCCGAGCGGGGCGAGCGGGACCCGCUCGGGCUGAGCCGAACCGAGCCGAACCGAACCGGGAGCAGCCGAACGCGCUCGGGCCGAGCCGAGCGGAGCCGGGAGCAGCCGAAGGAGCUCGGUUCGGCCGGUCCCGCCGCGGCCAUGGGGCAGAUCGAGUGGGCCAUGUGGGCCAACGAGCAGGCGCUCGCCGCCGGGCUCAUCCUGCUGACGGGCGGCAUCGUGGCGGUGGCGGGGCAGUUCAAGGGCUGGUACUUCGCCGCGUAUUCCAUCGCCGCAGGUGUGCUGGUCUGCCUGCUCGAGUAUCCCAGGAGCAAGCGGCAGAAGGGCUCCACCAUGGAGAGGUGUGGCCAGAAGUACCUGACAGCCGUGGUGAAGCUGUUUGGGCCCCUCACCAGGAAUUAUUACAUCCGAGCCAUCCUCCACGCUGCCCUGGCUGUCCCUGCUGGUUUCCUCCUCUCCACCAUCCUGGGCACUGUCUGCCUGGGCAUUGCCAGUGGCAUCUACCUGCUGGCUGCAGUUCGAGGGGAGGAGUGGAGACCCAUCGAGCAGAAGCCCCGGGAGCGGCCACAAGUGGGGGGCACCUUCAAGCAGCCCCCCAGCAACCCCCCGCCCCGGCCCCCGCCCGACGCCCGCAAGAAGCAGCCCGAGGUGGGGGGGCAGGUGAACCCCAUCCCCGUGGAGGUGGAAUAAUGGGGGAUCCUGCUGCCCUGCUGCCCUGCUGCUGCUUCCCAGCUGCUCCUGGACCCGCUGCAGGGAUCCCCAGAACCCGGCACCAGGGGGUGCUGAGCUCCUGCUGUGGGUUCCUGGCUCCUGGUGGUGCUCAGAUCCCCGGGAUCAUCAUUUCCCCCUGCUCCCCAAGGGAUUCCCAAAUCCCCAGUGAUGCUGUGGCCAUCUCCAAAUCCCCAGCAGUGCUCAGCUCCUCUAUGAUCUCAGUCUUCUAGGGAUCCCCAAAUCCCCUAAGAUGCUCAGUUCCCAAAUUCCCAGCGAUGUGAUGUUCCCUGUGGGGUUUCCAGUCCCCAAGGGCUUCCCAGCUUCUGGAGAUUCCCAAAUUCCUGGGGAUGCUCAACUCCCUGUGGGGUCUUCAGCUCCUGGACCUCUCUAAAACCCCAGGGAUGUUCAGCUGCCUGUGGGGUCUGCAGUCCCCAAAGAGCUCGCCAGGUCCUAAGGAUCCUCCAAAUCCUUGGGAAUUCUCAGCUCCCUGCAUCUCCUGUUUCCAGGGGCUCCUCAGCUCCUGGAAAGCCCCAAAUCCCUGGGCAUGCUCAGCUCUCUGAUGGUCCCAACUCUCCAAGCCCCCCCAUUUCCCUGAGGGAUCCCCAAAUCCCUGUGGAACUCCAGCUCUCAGGGAAUCCCCAGUGCCUGGGGGGGAUCAGGCAGCUCUGCUCUGGCUCUCCCUGGAUUUUUGUCACUUCUGCAGCUGCUGUUGCAAUAAAAAGUGGGAAAGGCA
This is a messenger RNA of Oenanthe melanoleuca, 1580 nucleotides long. Its product is annotated as cytochrome b-245 light chain. Bases 278 to 826 code for a protein of 182 amino acids. The record is from RefSeq and is a predicted model, not a curated record. Gene Ontology annotation, molecular function: heme binding. Gene Ontology annotation, cellular component: NADPH oxidase complex. Lineage: Eukaryota; Metazoa; Chordata; Aves; Passeriformes; Muscicapidae. Gene Ontology annotation, biological process: superoxide anion generation. The transcript has 6 exons.